AUGAGAGAGCCAUCAAGAAUCCGUAACAAAAUCAAGAGAGGCGAGGUAUUUCAUAAACUCAAGUCAGAAAAGAGUCGUAACAAGCUCAAAACUCGUCUAAAACAGAAAAAGGAAGAAGCAUCCAAUCCACAGCUGAAAAAGGAGCGACUAGAGCAAAAUGUUCCUCAAACACUGGAAACGUUGCGAGAAGAGGACGAAACUUUGGUUGAGCAGGACGAAGAAGUAUAUGCAGAUGAAUUUUCUUCAUAUUUCAAGGAUGGACUGCCACCAAAAAUUCUUGUAACAACCAAUAGACGUCCAUCAGCUAGUGUAUACGAGUUUGCAGAGCAGUUUGUAUCUAUUUUUCCUGACGCCGAGUUUGUGAAGCGUGGAUCUCAAUUCGAAAUCAAGAAAAUUGUCGAGAUUGCUAUUGAACGAUCGUAUACAGACCUGGUAGUUAUCAACGAAGACAGGAAGAAGCCAAAUGCCAUUACACUAAUCCAUCUUCCGGAUGGUCCAACAGCGCACUUUAAACUUACAAGUGUAAAAUUGCCCAAAUUCAUCAGAGGACAUGGAAAGGCAGACGAUUAUAAGCCCGAACUUAUUUUAAACAACUUUAACACCCGCUUAGGUCAUACCAUUGGCAGGAUGUUUGCGUCCAUGUUUCCACAUGUACCCGAGUUUGUCGGUCGUCAAGUAGCUACACUCCAUAAUCAACGCGAUUUCAUUUUUUUCCGUCGCCAUCGAUACAUUUUCCGUAAUGGUGAGCGAUGCGAUAUCCAAGAGCUUGGACCACGGUUUACAUUAAAGCUAAUGUCGUUGCAAAAGGGAACGUUUGAUACCAAGUUUGGAGAGUAUGAGUGGCUGCACAAGCCAGAACUUGACACUAGUCGACGCAAGUUCCACCUUUAA
Molecule: messenger RNA, 891 nt
Organism: Batrachochytrium dendrobatidis JAM81
Lineage: Eukaryota; Fungi; Chytridiomycota; Chytridiomycetes; Rhizophydiales
Product: rRNA-binding ribosome biosynthesis protein RPF1
Exons: 4
Coding region: 1-891 (296 amino acids)
Biological process (GO): maturation of LSU-rRNA; maturation of 5.8S rRNA
Cellular component (GO): nucleolus; preribosome, large subunit precursor
Molecular function (GO): rRNA primary transcript binding
Source: RefSeq, a predicted model, not a curated record